GCCGCUACCUAUCCGAGUUGUCGCUAACGAGCGUCAUCGCGUAAACGUUCGCAUUCGGAGCGCUCGUCGAGAUCGCGCUCAAACCGCGACGCGCCGUCAUCGCGGUUUCACCGUCUCUCUCUCGCUCUCGACGAUGCGGCUCGCAUACAUAAUCGCGUUAACCGCGUGUUUCAACGCCGCGACGUGCAUCAAUUCCACAAUUACGGACGACAAUUACGCGUUCACGUUCGACUACCUGCUGAAAUACGGAUAUCUGUCCAACGACGUGGACGCGAUUCCGGCUCAGAGACGAAACGACGUUUUUCGCAAAGCCUUCAAGGAGUUUCAGAAUUACUACAAUUUACCCGGCGACGGAACGCUCAACAACGAAACGCUGAAAUUCAUGAGUAAACCGCGAUGCGGUUUCCGAGAUAUCCUGAAGCACGAAACGAAAGCGAGCCUGUCCAAAUGGCCGAAGACGCACCUGACGUGGCAUUUUCACUUAGCCGACGAAAACGAGUUGAACACGGCGCAGGCCGCGUUCGACCUGUGGUCACAGCAUUCGGCAUUGACGUUCGAACGCUCCGAAAUGCCGAACGCCGACAUUAUAAUAUCUUGGCGACGCCUACUACACUAUAACACGAACAUCGAGGUAAACGGAGAAUUGUGCUCGGACAAAUUCGACGGCCCCGGCAACGUGCUCGCCCACGCGUUUUUCCCGACGGACCAAGCGGGAUUCGUUUCCGAGGUGCACGUCGACGGGGACGAGCCGUGGCACAUUUACGUCAACAAACAUCCCGCGGAUAAGUUUUUCCUGCAUUACACGUUGACGCACGAGAUCGGCCACUCCCUCGGAUUGCCGCACAACAGACGCACAACAUCGGUGAUGUUCGCGAUACAGCCGGAUCAGCAGUAUCCGGUGAAGCUCGACCAAUACGACAUCGCCGACAUUCAACGUUUGUACGGUGAAAAAAUUCAGAACGAUAAGCCGCGUUGGACGCCAGCGCCGGCGCCACCGCCGCCGCCGUCGCCGGACCUGUGCAGCCUCGAUCGCGUGAACGGGAUAUUGAUUUUGGAAAAUCGAAUGUACAUCUCGUACAAACGUUACGUUUGGUCGGUCGAUCUGGACGGUAGGACGUACAACGGACCUUUAGCCCUCUCGAAGCACAUGAGCUUUCUUCACGACAAUUACACGCGCGUGACCGCUGCCUAUCAAUCCCCGUCCGGCGAUCUCAUGGUGUUCGUAGAUAAUUUAGUAUACUUGGUUCAAUAUCCGGAAUUUAGUCUGCGGCCAGGUUGGCCGAAGACCCUGCAAGAACUCGGAUUUCCCGAAAACGCGCUGAUCAACGGAGCGGUGAACACCCACAGAGGACGUUCCUACGUGGUGUUCAACGGUAACGCGGUGGGCGAGAUAAACGAAUGCGACCAGGACAAGAGAGUCGCCAAAUUUACGCCCCUCGAGGCGACGUUUCCCGGAAUACCGAAAGGCGUGACGUCGAUAUUCCGCUACAUCGACGGCAAUCUGUACUUCACCACUCGGUCGCAGUUUUAUAAAUUAAACGAAUUUACGAGGACCGUCUCGUCGGCCGGUAAAUUCGAUCUGCGGAUACUGAAUAUCGUCUGCCCUAAGGCCGAACUGCUGCAGCAGUUGCGCGAUCUCCUCAAUCGAAUCGUACGCCUCAACGAUAACUCGCUAACGUCGGCGAGCGAUUAUUGGAACGAUGACGACACCGGAGUUCGGCUCUCCGAUUUCCGCAUCCGCCGAAAGAAGUAG
Molecule: messenger RNA, 1753 nt
Organism: Temnothorax curvispinosus
Lineage: Eukaryota; Metazoa; Arthropoda; Insecta; Hymenoptera; Formicidae
Product: 72 kDa type IV collagenase-like
Exons: 1
Coding region: 134-1753 (539 amino acids)
Biological process (GO): extracellular matrix organization; collagen catabolic process; proteolysis
Cellular component (GO): extracellular matrix
Molecular function (GO): zinc ion binding; metalloendopeptidase activity
Source: RefSeq, a predicted model, not a curated record